Pantherophis guttatus is the source of this 2019-nucleotide messenger RNA. It is a transcript of the gene DMRTB1, whose product is annotated as DMRT like family B with proline rich C-terminal 1. Gene Ontology annotation, cellular component: nucleus. Gene Ontology annotation, biological process: sex differentiation; regulation of transcription by RNA polymerase II; germ cell development. Lineage: Eukaryota; Metazoa; Chordata; Lepidosauria; Squamata; Colubridae. The record is from RefSeq and is a predicted model, not a curated record. Gene Ontology annotation, molecular function: DNA-binding transcription factor activity, RNA polymerase II-specific; RNA polymerase II cis-regulatory region sequence-specific DNA binding.
UCGAAAUAGUCUUCAGAAAUAAAAAAAGAAGAAAGGAAUUGGACUAUUUUGUCGCUUACCACAAAAUACUACAUUUUGUGAUCUGAGACCCAGCACCAAAUGUUCCUCCUUCUUCACAAAGCAGAAUUCUUCUUUCCUAGGCUAGGGCCCAGGCUUAAUUGCUAGAUUGUAACCAUUUUUGCAAGCAAGGAGAGCAGAUUUCAGUGCAUACCAUUUUAGAACCGGUGUGGAUCUAGAUUAGAGAGAGAGCUGUUAGCCAUGGAGAAUCAAGAUGGGACUCAAUCUCUUCGGGCUCCGAAAUGUUCACGUUGCCGGAAUCAUGGUUUUGUGGUACCAGUCAAGGGUCAUGCUGGUCACUGCAGGUGGAAACAGUGCCCAUGUGAGAAAUGUUCUCUUAUCACUGAACGCCAGAAGAUCAUGGCUGCGCAGAAGGCCUUAAAAAGACAAGGACCAGAUUCACCACUUAGAGAGACCUUGCCUCCCACUCAGGGUAGGCCCAGUGAAGAAGGGGCAGCCAUUGCUAGCAGUAAGAAGGGCCUAAAAAUGAAUUCCUCAGAGUCUUCCACUCAUGGGUCAGUUGUGCAUGAGGGAAUUAAAGUGACUUCAGCAGUUAGCUCCAGUACCAGAACAGCGAAUAAUCCAACACCACCUAAACCGAGCUCUCCGACCUUCAUAGAUUUAGACCAUCCCAAUUUGCCUCAAGAAUGUAUUGCUGUGUGUCCAGAAUUUGGGGAGAGGGACCCCCCCAAAAUGUAUCCUGGUUACUCUGGGAUGUAUCCUUAUCCAUUUUCAAUGGGAUUCACUAUCAAUCAACCAUCUUACAGAGGUCCAUCUCCUGCACCUGUUUUGCCUCUACAAACAAGUUUCAGACACUUUUCCAGCAAUCAUGGACCAAGUAGUGUUCCUGCUUCUAUACCACUACAGGACACAGGUGGGGAUUUCCGGCCAGGAUACUAUACUCCACUGUCACCCUUUAUACCCCGAGGCUUUCUGCCAGGGAUUCACUACCUUCCACCACCUCUCCAGCUCAACCUUGUAACUGAAGCUACAAAGGAAACAUCUGUUUCCACUGAAGACAGCCAGGAUUCUGCAGUUAUAUGUAAGCCCAGCCAAACAUCUCAAGAAGAUGCCUCUGAAGAUUGUUCUUCAUAUAAUGAACAGUAAAUCUUCACCAUCUAAGUUGAACUAUUGCUUUCAAGUGCCGCCUUUCUAGAAAUGUUAUUUUGUAUUACUUUAAACUAUAUUGCUGCUAAUCCUAAUUUAUCGGUCAGAUAAAGUUAGAAUACAGCAGUUAUACAGUCCUAUUUGCAUUAUUGGUGUUUCAUGUUCACCUAAUAAGUCCCGCUACAAUUUGUUGUCUUGAUGCCAAGUUGCAAGUUUAGAAAGAUAUUCCUGUAUUGAAAAUCAUCACUGCAGUCCCCUAAUUGCAUGUCAGAUAGUGAAUGUAGGCAGAGCUCAGAAGUGAUGUAUAUUGUGAGAAGUCAGAUGUGCUUAGUAAGAUUGUGCUAGGAUUGUGCUAGAGAAGUCAGAUUGUGCUAAGAUUUUAUGGUAGAGUCAUAGAUAUCUAUGACUCUACCAUAAAAUCCUAGCACAAUUUAACAUAUUGCCCAGCCUAAGCUUUGGAAGGAAACAUACUGGUUAGCUUUAGGAUUUUCAACUUUUAUUAGUUGAUGCCAGUCUAUAGUGUUAGUAGUUGUUUGCUAUAGCAGCCUUUUUCAACCUAGUACUAUUGAUAUAUAUAUAUAAGUUGCAAUUAUGGAGUCAUGGUGCAACUGAAGGACAUCAAGUAAGGAAACACAUGAAAAGAUUAAUCUACCAAUUCCUCCAUGCUAAGCUGCUCUUAAAUUAUAAGAACAAGUAGUUCCUUUGCAGAUGCCGUGUUUCAAGUUGGAAAAUGGCACUAAGAAAAAUCUGGUUUUAGCUAAUAACUUUGUCUUAAUUGUAUUUCCAGUUUAGUUCCAUUACCUGUUGUAAAAAUACUUAUAUUAGCCUGUUACAAUAAAACAUUUUCAAAUGGUG